AACAACACAAAAUGUCUAUAGUGAUCUGUGCACAAAAUCACAAAAAUUACUGAAUGAAUCAUUUUCAUUCCAUUUGAAUUUUAAUCUAAAAUAUUUUUAAAUAAAAUAACCAUUUUAUUGAUUAUCGUCGAUGAUUAUCAUUUAUCGCAUAUUGCAAAUAAACUGCAAGUGAACAUUGCAAUUUGCAAUUCGAGAGCUACAGAGGCUGUAAUUAAACUGAAACAAAGUGAUUAAAGUGUUUCAAUUACAAUGCCAGCUUAUCAUUCGACUCUAGAAUACACCCAGUCGAUAGGAAAUUUGGCUCUUCUUCCUGUACGCACAACAUUCAGAGGACCAGCACCUACAAGCCCGAAAAUAGAGUUGGAUGUUAUUGAUGAAGCUUUAAAUUACUUUAAAGCAAAUGUUUUCUUCAGAUUCUAUGAAAUUAAGUCUGAUGCAGACAGAGUACUCAUUUACUUAACAUUGUACAUUUCUGAAUGUCUAAAAAGACUCCAAAAAUGUUCUAACAAGAAUCAAGGACAACAGGAGAUGUAUAUGCUGGCAAUAUCAAAAUUUGAUAUUCCAGGAGAGCCUGGAUUCCCGCUCAACUCUGUCUAUGCUAAACCAAAUCCUCAAGAAGCAGACUUGAUGAGGCAAUACUUGCAACAACUGAGGCAUGAAACUGGCACAAGAGUUUGUGAAAAGGUAUUUGCUACAGAAGAUGGUAAACCCAGUAAGUGGUGGCUGUGUUUUGCUAAAAGGAAAUUUAUGGACAAGUCUCUUUCUGGACCUGGCCAGUAAAUUAAAUACAGUUCCAUUUUUUAUAGCAUUUAUUUUACAAUGUUUAUGACAAUAGAUAAACUUUUAAUUAUAUCACAGGAAAUACAUAUAAAAAAUUGUUAAUGUUUAUUUUUAACAGUUAUUUUAAAAUAUAUUCCACAUUUCAGGCUA
This is a messenger RNA of Bicyclus anynana (squinting bush brown), 930 nucleotides long. RefSeq names its product actin-related protein 2/3 complex subunit 3 (gene Arpc3A). The record is from RefSeq and is a predicted model, not a curated record. The transcript has 6 exons. Gene Ontology annotation, biological process: Arp2/3 complex-mediated actin nucleation; regulation of actin filament polymerization. Gene Ontology annotation, cellular component: Arp2/3 protein complex; cytoskeleton. Bases 250 to 780 code for a protein of 176 amino acids. Gene Ontology annotation, molecular function: actin filament binding. NCBI's taxonomy places the organism in Eukaryota, Metazoa, Arthropoda, Insecta, Lepidoptera, Nymphalidae.